GUCUUUGGUUUGUGUGACUUUUUGCCGAACGGGUUGCAUUGCAUCAAGCCAGUUAUCAAUGGAUGAAGCGGUAUAAAUUAUAGGAAAAAAAUACGUUUGCCAGUAUUGUGGUAUUAAAAUAAAUGGUGAAUCGUUUAUGUUGUGCUCGCUAUCCAUAAAUAAUUCCGUUCAGACAUGGCUUCGACUGGCAGCACUCCUUUUCCGAAAUGGCAAUUGGCCAUACUUCUUGGUGCACCUUUGGCCAUCGGGUUAGGUUACCUUUAUCUAAGAAAUAGAUUGGAAGAUCCUGAGAAGAAAAAAGUGGCUGAGCUGAAAGCGAAGACAACUAUUUCUUUGGACAACGAAGAAAACAACGCUAAAGCUGCAGAGAGUGCUAUCGACCGCGCCAUGAAACUGAAGGGUGCCGGGAACCGCGCAUUCCAUGCUGGAGAGUACGACAAAGCGAUCGCUUUGUACAAUGAAGCGAUUGAGGCAUGUCCCCCUGAUCGCCCCAUUGAUCUAGCUACGUUUUACCAAAAUCGCUCCGCAUGUUACGAGAAACGAGAAAUGUGGGAGCAAGUUAAGGAAGACUGCACUUUUGCCCUCAAACUUAACGAGAAGUACGUUAAAGCGUUUCUGCGAAGGUCUCGAGCGGCUGAAAAGAGUGGUGAUCUUGUACUUGCUCUGGAAGAUGUCACUUCAGCUUGUAUCCUUGAAAGAUUUCAAGUGCAAAGUUCUCUCGUUAAUGCUGACCGAAUUCUUAAGGCUCUCGGUAGGCAACACGCACGUGAAGCACUGGCUCAACGACGUCCAGUCAUGCCAUCCAAACAUUUUAUCAAAACUUACUUCUCUGCAUUCUCUGAAGACCCCAUUACUAAACUUCAGCUUGAUGAUACUGUUACUGGUGGAUUCGCUAAGGCAAAGCGUGCUCUUGAUGCCCAAGAUUACGAAGGAAUUGUAGAUGCAUGCACUGAAGAACUAAAUGCUGAUGGGAAGUACAAAAAUGAAGCUUUACUUCUACGAGCCACUUUUUACCUGCUGCUAGGUAGACAUGAAGAAGCACAAGCUGAUCUUGGAAAAGUUAUUGACAGUGAUGCUUCCACUAAGGUAAAAGUUAAUGCCUUGAUCAAACGUGCAUCAUUGUUCACUCAACUAGAAAAUACUGAACGUUGCUUGGAAGAUUUCGCACGUGCUGCACAAUUGGACCCCAACAACUCUGAUAUCUACCACCACCGUGGCCAGGUCUACCUGCUUUUAGAGCGUAUGGAUGAAGCUACUUCAGAGUUUGCUAAAGCAGUUGAACUCAAUCCUGAUUUCUCUAUUGCUUACAUUCAAAAGUGUUAUGCUGAUUACAGACAUGCCCAGAUAAACAAGAAUGUUGGCGCACUAGCCCAAGUCAGAGCAGACUUUGAAAGUGCAUUAGAAAGGUUCCCUAGGUGCGCCGAGGCUUACAUUCUGUAUGCCCAAGUGCUCUCUGACCAGCAGGAAUGGAGCCGUGCUGAGGCUUUGUUUGAUAAUGCUUUAUCAGUUGACCCCACAAAUGCCACUCUUUAUGUUCACAAAGGACUGGUGCAGUUACAGAAGAGCACAGAUUUUGAUAAAGCUGUAAAAUUGAUAAAUAAAGCCAUUGAAAUGGAUGACAAAUGUGACUUUGCCUAUGAAACCCUUGGCACCAUAGAAGUACAAAGAGGCAACCUGAAGCGGUCUUUGGAGUUGUUUGAAAAAGCUAUUGCUCUAGCAAAGACAGAACUGGAGAUGACCCACUUGUUCUCGCUGAAGGACGCGGCGGCCGCGCAGCUGAAGGUGUCGGAGCGGUGGGGGCUGGACUGGACCGUGAGCUAGGCCGCCCCGCGCCCACUGCGCCUGCGCCCGCGCCACCCACUCGUAGCGCACGCAACGAGAAUAACACCUGGACAUGCACAACCUUAGCAAGGAUUUAAUAUCAUACAUUUUAUAUAAUCAUCAUUACUUACAAAUUAUUGUGCCGGUCAUAACUUGUGAAUUCAUUAAUCAAAUUUACUGUGUUUUAAUAUCAGGUUGUUGCACUAUAUAAUUAUAUGUAGAAGCUAUAUAUAAUAGUAACGUAAAUUGUCUGAAUUUCAAGUUUAUUACCAGAGCAUAUUCUCGUUGUGGAUAUAUGGUAGGUACUUAGCCACCGCCGACUCCAAUCGCGUAGUUUGCGUGACUUAACAUUAAGUCUUUGUAAUGUUAAUAUACACUAUCCAGCUUUCUGCGUGAUAAUUUUUUUGCCAAUAACAUGCAAAUUUUAGGUGCACCAUGUACAAAAAUCUCAGUCCAGAUUUAUCACAAAAAUUUGAAUGUAACUAAGCAUUCGCCUGUCUUUUAUGUUUACUUGUAUGUGAAACAUAAUUGAACACAGGGGAUGUCUGCAUAACAAAAUUAAAUCUGUUGUAAAUAAUCCUUUCUAAAAAUGUGUUUUGCUUAUAAAAUAUCUUGUCACAAUUUUCAACUUAUUUUAGACAGCUUGUUGCAAUGUUGAAAGUGGGCAACAAUCUACUUCAUAUUGAAGUUGUGGCUUGAUUAUCUGAUGUGAAAUCUUAUGACAAAGGAAAAAAUAUAUAUUUGCAUUUAAAUUGAACAAAAAUCGGUUGUUCAUAACUUUGGUAAAUGGGUAGGUAAUUUUAGUGAAAUCACCAUGCCAUAGACUGAGCGAGUCAGACUUGUAAUUUAUUUCGUCACAUGUAUUUCAAAAAAUACAUUUGUUUAUUAUUUACCAUAAUUUGAUUACAUUAUUAUGUACUAUUGUUAUAUUUACAAUAUUUAUUGCAUUUGAAUUAUGUUGUAUUUAUACUGAACACUGCCAUUUUAUCUUGCCUAUAAUGGUUGUAGUUUAUAUAAAUUUAUAUAGAAGCAUUUCUAUAUUUUUAAUUUGUGCAUAUAAAAAUGUAUCUAGUCGGAAGUGUUCGCUCAGUCUGGUCCUGCUGUAAAUGGAAAUAAUAAAUAUUUCACACCGCAUUGACAUUGUGAUAUUCAUAUUAUCAUUUGUUAUCUAAAUAACUACUGUAUGUAGAUAUUUCGUUGUUUAAUUGGCAAUGGUUAAGUUGAGAAUGACAAAUCCAUUGUUGGUGUGAAAGUGGAAGAUGUGCUCUUGCACGUGCUUAGUCAGUUCGAGAAUAAGGGCGGUUCGUUUGUUUUGCACUGUAUUUUUUGUUUUUUAACUGUAGUAAGACAUUUUUU
Pectinophora gossypiella (pink bollworm) is the source of this 3177-nucleotide messenger RNA. RefSeq names its product mitochondrial import receptor subunit TOM70 (gene Tom70). Gene Ontology annotation, molecular function: protein binding. Lineage: Eukaryota; Metazoa; Arthropoda; Insecta; Lepidoptera; Gelechiidae. The transcript has 2 exons. The record is from RefSeq and is a predicted model, not a curated record. The coding region runs from base 175 to 1821 and encodes 548 amino acids.